GUCGGCUUUUGAUGACGCAGAAAAGAGGCGACACAUUCACAUGUUAGUAACAUUAUGGCAACAGUACAAGUCAGCGAGGCAGAGAAAGUGUAUAUUUUACACGGUAUUCGGGUAAGAAUUCACAAGUUUUGUUAUAUUUACAGCUCUGAGCUUGUUUGCAUUUUAUGAUUUGCUGUUAGCAUGUCCUAUCUGUGUGCACGGCGUGUUGUUGACAUGUUGAAUCUGUGAUCAGGAUGACUUACGGGUGGAUGGGAGAGGCUGUGAGGACUACAGACACAUGGAGAUAGAGACAGAUGUGGUGUCAAACACGGACGGCUCGGCGAAAGUCACUCUGGUACUUAAUGGAGCCCUCCUUAGAUGGUUCAUUAUCUUCAUCGAUUAUCUGAAAGGUCCUGAUCUGAUUUGUUGUGUCUGUUUCAGGGACACACAGCAGUGCUGGUUGGGAUCAAGGCUGAAAUUGGAAAACCAAGACCCAUGGUGCCAAAAGAAGGAUAUUUGGAGUUCUUUGUUGACUGGUAGGCUUGUUUUAUGGAUUUGGCAACCAGAUAAAGAAAAUUUUAACAUCCAAAACAUCUUAUUUCUUUAGCAAAGAGACUGAACACAGCUCACCUACCCUCUUUCAGCAGCUGCUUGUUUGUAGCGAGACCUGGGGCCAGUCCAUUACAAACUACAGUGGGGUGACGCAGCUCAAGGAAGAACAUUUACUAUCAUUACUUUAUCAUAUCCUUGGCUUGGUAGUUCUUCUGCCUUAACGUCUCGGUCUGAUUGCAUUUCCAUGAAGUAAUAAUCAUAAAUGUUCUUCCUUGAGCUGCGUCACCCCGCUGUAGUCCGUAAUGGACUGGCCUGAGGUCUCGCUACAAACAAGCGGCUGCUGGAAGAGAGUAGGUGAGUUGUGUUUAGUCUCUUUGCUAAAGAAAUCAGGCAAAGCUAAAAAGAUGUUUGGUGGCUAGUGCUGUGGCUAGGACCCUAUAUGUACUGUUGAUGAAGUUAGGUGCUGUUCUGAGCAUUAUUUGUGUCUAUAGAGUGGCGUUUUGGUUGAGGUUUGUAUAUUGCUCCUCAGACUUCUGUGUAUUGCUAUCCUGCUGUCGUCGCUAAAGUUGGUUUAACUAGAGAUGCAAGCGGUGGGCAACAUUCAUCUCUUGAGGGGGUGUCUAACUUGGUGUUACAGUGUGUUUGACCCUAAAUCAAUUUCACGCCGCAAUAUCCCUUUUAAACUUCACAUGUCCAGGAUUUCAUUUCUAUAAGAUAUUAUUGCACAUAGUUGAAAUAUUGUAGGUUUACGUUACAGAAAUCAUUUUAGUCAUGAAUCUGCUGUUAAAAUUAUAUUUUUAAAACUUGUUUCAAACGGUCUUGGGGAAAAAACUAACAAAUCUCACUCAACCUCUCAAAUAUUAUGAAGGUGUAACAUUUCAAUCGAUCAAUCAAUUAAACUUUAUUUUUAAAGCCCUUUUGCCACAGAUGACAGAGGAAACGCAAUCUUGAGUUAAGAAAAAAAGGGGAAACACUGGAUCUAGGACUAAAGCGAUAAAGCCAUGAUAAAAUAUAAUAAAGGUGAUAAAGCAUUAAAAGUUAAUGAAAUAAAACAGUCUUGGAAUCAAACAAUAAAAGAGAGUAAAUUAAAAAAAGAGGUGAUGAAACACAAAAUAGUUACUCUAAGACUUAAAUAGGGUGAAAUCACAUAAUUAAUCACAUUAGAUUAAAAGAUUAAAACAAACUGUAAUCUUUUAUUUUCCCCUGGUAAAUGUGAACAUGUCCUGUCCUGUUUUUAGAUAGAUACCCUGCCCCUAGGAGGUGCUGUUAUACCAUCUGUUGUUUUAUUCCCUUUACAGCUCAGAUGUAACAAAGUAUUAUCCCUCUGUGACUAAAAAAACAACAACUUUCUAUUGUUUUUUUUUUUAUCUUCCAAUACCAGUUCAGCCAAUGCAACACCUGAGUUUGAGGGCAGAGGAGGUGAAGAGCUGGGGACUGAGCUGAGUAACACUUUAUACAAAGUCUUCAACAACAAAAAGAGUGUGGACCUGAGGAGCCUGUGUAUCAGUGCAGGAGAGCACUGCUGGGUCCUGUACGUGGAUGUGCUGGUACGAGGCGACAAUAUCUGAGAACUACAUGUUCACAUGAAGAGUUAUGUUUCUAUACCUUCACUGAGGUUAACAUCUCACAACCACGUGUGUCCACAGCUCCUGCAGUGUGAUGGAAACCUGUAUGAUGCCAUUUCGAUCGCCAUCAAGGCAGCUCUUUUCAACACAAAGUAAGUAAAAUCAAGUUUGUCUGUUUAUGUCUUGGAUAGUUUAAACUAGUAAACUGACGGCUUACACACUUUGUCCCGGUUUCCUCUCUGACAGAAUUCCCAGAGUGCACAUAUCCUCCGAUGAUGAAGGAGGGAAGGAAAUUGAGCUGUCAGACGAUCCGUAUGACUGCAUGAGACUUAACGUAGAAAACGUUCCUUGUAUAGUGACAUUGUGCAAGGUAACCUCACCACCUAUAACCUCUUAUCUUUUAACCGUUCACACUACUUGGUUUCUCUGACAUCAUGGGCUUUCCUGCAGGUGGGACACAGAUACGUGGUGGACGCAACCCUGCAGGAGAAAGCCUGCUCUGUGGCGAGCUUGAUCAUCUCCGUCACACACAAGGGCACGGUCACCUGCAUGAGGAAGGUGGGCGGAGGCAGCCUGGACCCAGAGAGCGUCUAUGAAAUGACAGAGGUGAGUGCAGACCUCCACCUCGGCCAUCUGGCCUCCUUACAUCUUUAAAAUGGAAUUAACAACAUCAUGUGAUUUGAAUGUUGAAGUUCUCACCUCUGUGCCAUCACCAGAAGUCACAGGCUGCAGCACAGAAAGUGAAAAGAAAACUGCUAGCCUGAUUUCAUUUCAAGACAACAAAACCUGCCCAUUAGCUUCUCUGAAGCACACUGUUUAAAGGGAUAGUUCAGAUUAUUUUGGGGUGGGACUGUAUAAAGUACUUGUCAGUACUGUAUGGCAGGAGUGGGACUUGGUAGCUGAAUCAGAGGAUAUCAGUGGCUUAAAUAUGGGUGCAGUCUGCAUCGCCUUGCCAAAGUGAAACGCCCUUUUUUCUUACUGUUCACUCAACAUUCAGAAGUUAAAUAAGAAAACUAGAAAAGCCAAGUUAAAGGGCCUCUUAAAGGGCCAAACACACCAAAACACCAAGCACCCCACAGCAGUCCGUAAUGGACUGGCCUGAGGUCUUGCUAUGAACAAGCGGCUGCUGGAAGAGAGUAGGUGAGUUGUGUUUAGUCUCUUUGCUAAAGAAAUUAGACAAAGUUAAAAAUAUGUUUGGUGUCUAGUACUAUGGCUGGGACCCUAUAUGUUCUGUUGAUGAAGUUAGGUGCUGUUCUGAGCAUUAUUUGUGACUAUAGAGUGGCGUUUUUGUUGAGGUUUGUGUAUUGCUCCUCAGACCGCUGUGUAUUGGUAUCGUGCGGUCAUUACUAAAGUUGGUAUAACUAGAGAAGCAAGCGGACGGCAACAUUCAUCUCUCAACAGGGUGUCUAACUCACUGUUAUGGUGUGUUUGACUCUAAAUUAAUUUCACGCCAGAAUAUGCCUUUAAGUGUUAGGCUCGUGACAAUGUGGUUUUAGUGGGUUCACCAACUUAUCAAAGGACUGAUUUUAAUUUGUCAUUGUUGAUCUAUUGAUUUAUAAAUGUGAAGCUCUUGGUCAACUUUGGCUGUUUUUAAAUCUGUUGGAUUUAUGGAAAACAAAGCCCUACUUGACUUGACUGAGUUAAAGUAACAAAACUCCACCAUUACUGCGUUACACACAUUUGAAUCCUAACACUGAUUGAUUAAAUAUGAACAAGUUUGUAUGGCAGCCAAGUAACAAAGUACUCUGUUGUCUCCAGGCAGGUAAACGAGUGGGUAAAACCCUUCACGCUCCUCUCAUGAAGCUGCUGCAGGAGGAGGAGAGUUUGGGAACCAAGCGACAGAAAGUUGGCUUCCUCGGUUAAGAACAAAUUUAUCAUUGAUGCACAUGUGUACAGAUUUUUUAAUAAAACAGUAAAUUUGUAAGAUCCUUUUGAUUUUUCUUU
Messenger RNA from Xyrichtys novacula (pearly razorfish), 4040 nucleotides. Lineage: Eukaryota; Metazoa; Chordata; Actinopteri; Labriformes; Labridae. The record is from the annotation of a GenBank genome assembly.